Molecule: messenger RNA, 5403 nt
Organism: Aedes albopictus (Asian tiger mosquito)
Lineage: Eukaryota; Metazoa; Arthropoda; Insecta; Diptera; Culicidae
Exons: 1
Coding region: 1-5403 (1800 amino acids)
Biological process (GO): DNA integration
Molecular function (GO): zinc ion binding; nucleic acid binding
Source: RefSeq, a predicted model, not a curated record
AUGGCAGAUCUACGGAGGUGGACGAAGAAGGAAAGGCUGCUGCGAGAUGUGGUUGAAUCGAUCAGUGAAUUCGUGCAAAACUAUGACGAUACUCGUGACAAAGUGUCAGUGAACGCUAGGCUUAAAAAGCUUGAUGAAGUGUACAAUGACUUUUGUGAAGUGCGAUUGAACAUUGAGUGCAUUCUGGAAGAAGACGACGAACUCACCGAAACAGAUGAGAAGGAAGAAGAUCAAGUGAAACGGAAAGCACUGCUGCAGAAGAUGGAUGAAUCAAACCGUAAGGUCAUGAAGGACUUUGCGAACCAGUACUUCAAUCUCAAGAACCUACUCCAAGCAUUCCAGGCUUGCCCGGGGGCAGGUACCAGCACGGCCGCAGCUUCAGUUGCGCAGCAAACACCAGUCCCAACGAUGCGAGUGAAGUUACCAGAACUCAAGCUGCCAGUUUUCCGUGGAUCUCUGAUGGAAUGGGUCACAUUCAGAGAUACGUUCCAAAAUCUGAUUGUGGACAACCCCCAUCUGUCGGACAUCGAUAGGUUCACAUACCUACGAUCAUCGCUAGCAGGUGAAGCGCUACAACAGAUCGCUUCGAUAGAUCUGACGGUAGCUAACUAUUCCAUAGCGUGGAAGUCUUUGGAAUCACGUUAUGAGAAUAAGAAGUUGCUGGUGAAAUCUCAUCUCGACGCACUAUUUGCAGUGCAACCAAUGAAGAAGGAGACGUUCGACUCUCUCAAUCAUGUUGUCAACGAGUAUGACAAGCACCUGCAAAUGCUUGACAAACUCGGCGAGCAGACAGCAGACUGGAGCACACUGUUAGUCCACAUGCUGUUGAGCAAGCUAGAUGCCACAACGCUUCGUUUAUGGGAAACGGAGCAUCGUUCAAAGGAUGUUCCCAAGUUUGACAAUUUGAUGGACUUCCUGAGAAAUCAUCGUACAGUUCUACGAUCAAUCACCGGAGAAUCAACCGGUCCAUUGGAACAGAAGAAGGUACCUCGGGUAAGCAACAGUUACGCCGGUGUUCAGUCUUCUUGUUCGUUGUGUGGUGAAGGACAGCACCCGCUGUUCCAGUGUAAGCGGUUCAAAUCCAUGAAGGUCGAUGACAGGAGAAGCACUGUGAAAUCAACUCAGCUUUGCUUCAACUGUUUGUCGCGAGGUCACGUGGCAAAAGCCUGCACUCGAGGAACAUGUCGCGUUUGUGGUCAGCGACAUCACUCUAUGCUGCACCUGAAGGCGAAUGAUUCUCCGGACAACCAGUCAAUUCCACAGUCGAACAAACGGUCGCAACAGAACCCACAGAACCCACAAUCAAUACAGACACCCACAACCUCACCAAUCAAUAAGCAAACACUCAAUAAUUCCCAGAAUUCCACAAGUCUCCCAUCCACAAUCUCCACUCCUGCUAUUCCAAAUCCGCAAAGUUUCUCGCCACUUGCCACAGACAUUCCUAAUGUGGUACUCUCUGCUAAUGUACCCAAGAGUCCACGAUCAGUUCUACUCGCAACUGCGAUCGUGGUUCUUGAAGAUCAAUUUGGGAAUACUACACAAGCUAGAGCUUUGCUAGACAGCGGUUCUCAGCUUUGCUUUAUUUCGGAGCAUGCGUCACAGCGUUUGAAGUUCAAGCGCUCACGCGAAGCACUAUCGAUCAGCGGUAUUGGUCAAGCAGCAAGGAAGUGCAAGCAAUCGGUCUUUGCUCGAGUUCGCUCUCGCGUAUCUUCCUUCUCCGGGGAAGAAACCUUCUACGUACUACCCAAUGUGACGCUGAAUUUGCCUACCCAGAAGGUGGACGCAUCCAAGUUGAAGCUUCCGGAGGAUAUUGUACUAGCGGAUCCAUUCUUCACUGAACCAAGCAACGUCGACAUGAUUAUCGGAGCGGGACUUUUCUUUGACUUGCUACGCAACGAGAAGAUCUACCUGGGAGAAAAUGGACCAGUAGCGCAGAACACCACCCUCGGCUGGAUUGUUUGUGGAAACUUGCCGGACAACUCGGACGUGCGAAGACCUCACGUUGCCAACACAUGUACGGAGAAACUGGAUGAACUUUUGACACGUUUUUGGGAGUUAGAGACGUGUAAAACGGACAGUGUUUUCUCAUUGGAGGAAUAUGCCUGCGAGAAGUUUUUCGAUCGCACUACGGUCCGAGAUGCAACAGGAAGAUUUGUAGUUACACUGCCCAAAAAGGAUUACCUUAUUCAACAACUCGGGGAUUCGAGGAACAUAGCCAUGAAGCGCUUCCUUUCACUCGAGCGCCGCCUUACUGCAGAUCCUGAGUUGAAACGGAUGUAUCGUGAUUUCAUUCACGAGUAUCUCCAAAUGGGACACAUGGAAGAAAUUGUUGGAGACGAAGAAAGUUCGGCCUUGCCGGAGUAUUUCAUUCCUCAUCAUUGUGUCAUCAAACUCGAUAGCACGACCACUAAACUACGGGUUGUGUUUGAUGCGUCGUGUCCCACAUCGAGCGGCCUCUCGCUGAACAACGCAUUGAUGGUAGGACCUACGGUGCAGGAUGACAUCAUCUCGAUCGUCCUCCGUUUUCGGUUCCACAGAAUCGCCAUAGUGGCAGAUGUGGAGAAAAUGUACCGCAUGGUACAGCAACAACUGGCUGAUAGAAGACUGCAUAAAAUCCUGUGGCGUGACAACCAGAACGAACCUAUUCGAGUGUUUCAGCUAAACACCGUCACAUACGGUACGGCAUCGGCACCGUAUUUAGCUACCAAGUGCCUCAAACGUCUAGCAGAACUAGAUGGGAACAAAUUCCCUGAAGCAGCCAAGAUUCUCUGCAAAGAUUUCUAUGUCGAUGACAUGAUGUCCGGUGUUGACGACGUACAGGAGGGAGUCAAGAUAUCCAGCGAUAUUCAGCAACUUUUGCAUGGCGGAGGAUUCAACCUUAGGAAAUGGAGCAGUAACUGUCCAGCGGUGUUGGAGAAUAUACCUAAGGAGCUUCAGGACGACCGAACAUCUUUCGAGUUGUACGAUUCUAGUGCAAUCAUCAAAACGCUGGGUCUCAUCUGGGAGCCCAGGUUGGACGUCUUUCGGUUCAAAAUACCGGAGUGGAACACAUCGGAAAUCUGUAAACGCACGGUCAUUUCUGAUUUAGCUCGAAUGUUCGAUCCGCUCGGGCUAAUCGGAACUGUGAUCGUUUCCGCAAAAAUAUUUGUCCAGAAUCUCUGGAAACAGAAGAUUUCGUGGGACGAACCGCUACCAAGUGAACUUCAAGCUCAAUGGCUGGAGUUCAGAACCAGCUUAUCGCAGCUUGGCAACUUGCAGAUUCCGAGGUGGGUUGCCUUCAGAAAGGAUUGCCUUUCGAUGGAGCUCCACGGCUUUUGCGACGCGUCCAUGAAAGCCUAUGGAGCCUGUUUGUAUGUGCGAUGCACCCACUUCGAUGGCACCAUCACGUCCAACCUACUAGUCGCAAAAUCAAGAGUCGCGCCGCUGUCCGAAGUAGAGAAGAAACGAAAGAAACUCACGAUUCCCCGCUUGGAGUUGUCCUCUGCUGUAUUACUGGCUCACCUCUACGAAAAAACGUCUGCUAGCCUCACGAUUUCAACGCAGUCGUACUUUCAUACCGAUUCCAUGAUCGUUCGGUAUUGGUUGUCUUCUCAACCGUCACGAUACCAGAUGUUCGUAGCAAACCGAAUAUCGGAAGUACAACACCUCACGAGGACCGGUACGUGGCGACAUGUUGCAGGUACAGAGAACCCUGCGGACGCCCUCUCUCGCGGUAUUCCAGCAGCUGAACUGAAGCAGGACUCGUUGUGGUGGUAUGGACCAAGUUGGCUGCGAGAAGAUAAGGAUUGUUGGCCCAAAACACAAGAAGUGCUCCUGGAAGACCUGGAGAAAUCGUACCUCGAAGAGGGAUCUGUGGUCGCGUCUGUUGCUACAAUACCAGAGCCCAGUGAGAUCUUCAGCCUGCGAUCUACUCUACACCGCUCAGUAAAACUAGUAGCGUAUUUGCUACGAUUCAAGCACAAUGCACUUCGUACUCGCGACAACUGUAGGAGAACUGGACCACUGACCCUGAAGGAGCGGGAAGAAGCAUUAAUGCAGUUGGUGAAGCUGUCACAAUGGGAGUGUUUCGCUCGAGAUAUAGCUGAAUUAGAACGUCACGGGGAAGUGCGGUCGACCUCUCGCAUUCGUACGCUUCAUCCGCAAUGGGUUGAAGGCGUACUCCGGGUCGGCGGCCGGCUUGAAAAUGCCCGCAUAUCGAUGGACCGGAAACAUCCUAUUCUCCUAGACAAAAACCACCCUCUAACUUCCAUGAUUAUGCGACACUACCACUAUGAACACCUACACGCGGGCCCGCAACUGUUGGUGGCCAGUGUACGAGAACGAUUCUGGCCGCUCAGUGCCCGUAGUCUCGCCAGGAAGAUUAUACACAGGUGCAUCACCUGUUUCCGCAGCAAGCCAACAUCACAAGAUCAAUUGAUGGCUGAUCUGCCGGCCGAACGAGUUACUCCAGCUCCGCCAUUCUUGCGAGUUGGGAUCGACUAUUGCGGACCUUUUGUUGUUCGCUAUCCGAAUCGAACGAAAAUCUCCGUGAAACACUACGCCGCAAUUUUUGUCUGCCUUGUCACGAAGGCGGUCCAUAUUGAAAUGGUUUCCGAUCUCACAACCCAAGGAUUCUUGGCUGCGUUGAAGAGAUUUGUUGCUAGGCGAGGGAAACCAGCGAUGAUCAUGUGUGAUAAUGGGACAAAUUUCGUGGGUGCUCGACGGGAGCUUGAUGAGCUCGCUAUGCUGUUCAAAAACCAGCAUUCCCAGCAGUCUAUUGCGGGAGGUGCAGCGGACAUCGGAAUUGAAUUUAAAUUCAUUCCAGCCAAAUCUCCAAACUUUGGCGGCUUGUGGGAGGCGGCUGUAAAGUCGAUGAAACAGCAUCUGCGGAAAACAAUCGGUUUGAAAUCUAUCACGCCCGAAGAGUUAAACACGGUGUUCGCGCAAGUCGAAGCAUGUCUCAACUCAAGACCGAUUACUCAAAUGAGCAGUGAUCCUAGCGAUCUCAGCGUGCUAACCCCUGGACAUUUCCUUGUCCAGCGACCACUGACAGCGGUUGCAGAACCGUCGCUACGAGAUGUUCCAGAAAAUAGGCUAUCCAGGUGGCAGCAGGCUCAGAACUUUGUUCAACGGAUCUGGUCCAGAUGGUCAACCCAAUACCUGUCAGAUCUACAUAACAGGACCAAGUGGACGCAGCGGAGGAACAACUUGUUCAUCGGGACGAUGGUCCUAAUCAAGGAGGACAAUCUGCCACCUCUUAGGUGGCUUCUCGGACGAGUAACUCACAUCCAUCCGGGUGCUGACGGGAACGUCAGAGUUGUCACCAUAAGGACAAAGGACGGGAGCAUUGUACGGGCAGUCUCGAAAAUAUGUAUCUUGCCCUUCAAAGAAAACGAAGAACCGCAGCCCGCUGGGGAGAACUAG